GUGACCCUGACCUGGGAUGAGACGGACCACGACCGCGUCUCGACUCUGAACAGGAAGUUCAACAAAGACGAGCUGCUGGACAUGGACUUCAAGGCCUACCUGGCCUCCUCCAGUGAGGAGGAGGAGGAGGAGGUGGCAGGAGAAGGAGACGAUGAUGAGAAGAAGAGGAGGAGGAGGAAGAUGAAGAGUGAGGAGCAGAUCAGAGCCUACAGGGAGCUGCUGAGGAACAUCCAGGACAAGGAGACGAAGCAGCAGGAGGACAGGAACAUGGAGAUGGAGAUCACCUGGGUACCAGGUCUGAAGGAGACCACGGAGCAGCUGGUGAAGAAGAAACUGGAGGGGAGGAGCCAGCUGACGCCCUGGGAGGAGUAUCUGCAGAAGAAGAAGAAGAAGAAGAAGAAUAAGAGCGACAGGAAGCAGGAAGCAGCUGAUGAAGAGCUCAGUGAUGAUGACCUUCCUCCUGAUGUGGACCUCAGUGACCCCUUCUUCAGCUCUGAGCUCCAGGCUCCAGACCUGAAGAAGAAGAAGAAACAGGAAGAGCAACAUYCAGCUGAGGAAGAGGAGGAGCUGCAGAGACAGGCUCAGAUGGUUCUGCUGAUGGACGACGGCGCCGAGGACAAACACUUCAACUACGAGCGCAUCGUGGAGCACCAGAACCUCAGCAAGAAGAAGAGGAAGAAGCUGCUGAAGAAAGGGACGGAGCUUCUGGAGAACGACCACUUCCAGGUGGACGUGAAAGACCCUCGCUUCCAGGCCAUGUUCUCCUCCCACCAUUACAACCUGGACCCCUCCCACCCCAGCUUCAGGAGGACCCGGGCCACGCAGAGCAUCCUGGAUGAGAAGCAGCGGCGCCGUGCUCAGCAGGCCACGCCCACACAGGAAGAGCCCGUCCACAAACAAGAAGCAGCAGAGACGAGGCGGGAAAAAGACUCUGCGAUGGACCCGAGUCUGUCUCUGCUCGUUAAAUCCAUCCGCAGUAAAACGCAGCAGUUCCAGGCCCGGAAGAAGCAGAGACUCCUGUAGUCCAGAACCGCCUGUCGGGUUGGGUCGGGUUCUCCUGAUGGAGCCAGACCCACUUCCUGUUGAAAACAUGUUUACACAAACAUCAYGUUCAAAAGAUUUGUUCAAAUCACAGGCUUGGAUUAAACUUUUAUUACAGAACCGAACCACAGGUUCUGGUGUGGGUCUGCAGCUGUAYGGCACCUUAUCCACUAAUAAACCCAUCUUUAAGUUUU
This is a messenger RNA of Austrofundulus limnaeus, 1235 nucleotides long. Its product is annotated as ESF1 homolog. The record is from RefSeq and is a predicted model, not a curated record. Gene Ontology annotation, biological process: rRNA processing. Gene Ontology annotation, cellular component: nucleus. NCBI's taxonomy places the organism in Eukaryota, Metazoa, Chordata, Actinopteri, Cyprinodontiformes, Rivulidae. Gene Ontology annotation, molecular function: RNA binding.